AUGAGGAGCUAUUUCGGGUUGUUUUUACUCCUACAGAGUCAAUUCAUUGAAGCGGGUAUUAGGGGAGUGUCUCCCGAGUCUCAACUCUUGUAUGAGCCUCUAGAUACCGAGACUGGGCAAUGGGCAUGUCUGGGAGAUCCAUCCGUGAUAAUCCAUCACUCCCAGAUCAAUGACGACUUCUGUGACUGUCUAGACGGAUCAGACGAGCCUGGAACGAGUGCAUGUGGGUCCAAGUCGAGGUUUUACUGUCAAAAUGAAGGUUUUGCACCCCGAUUUGUAUCAGGUUUUAAAGUGAACGACGGAGUGUGCGACUGUUGCGAUUGUCAGGAUGAAGAUGAUGGCGGAUCAAGAGCCUGGAUGGAAUCUCCGGGCUGCAAGGAGCUUCGCAGUGAAUAUGAUACUCUAGUCGAAAAGGAACUGAAUCAGCAUUAUGAGGGUCUUACUGUGCUGCGGGCAAUGCAAAAUUCGCUGGGGAUUGACGUGAAAACCGAUCACAAUCCCAAUGUCCAGGUCGAGACUGAGCAAAUGAAGCACAUUGUGCUUGGUUUGUCAAACCAGUUGGAGGAUUGCAAGCAAAAAGUGCAAGAAAUGAGGAAAAUUUACAACGAUAGAAUGCAGGCUGAAAAUCCCCUCAUGCACCAGUAUGAGCAAUUGGACAUACCAUUUCUGACUGCUACGACAGAUUCUUUCUUCAUGUCAGUCGAAAGAUCAUCCCGCGCGUAUCAUGAGGUCGUGGAGCUCUUGGAGAAGCUCGUUUUGUCUUAUAACAGAAAUCUGAACGACGAGGCGGUCAACGACGUGGUUAAGAAGUACCUCGAUUUUUCUGACGAGCUCUUUGACAAGAUUAACGUGAAUAGCGCUCUUGACGUCUCGCACCGGGAGCAAAUCAAGGAAUAUUUGGAGGUAGAACUCCGAGAUCUCCUGUCGACGGGCCAGUCUCGGUACCCUGCAAGAGCUAUUACGGGAAAAUUCCAAACUGUGAGAGCCAUCAUCACUGCGAGGUCAGAAUACUACAAAGAACUUUCCAAGACCUUGAAAUUCUUAACCGGAUUACUCGAUAGCUUGUCUGAAAACUAUAAUGUGAACUUUCAAGAUGUAGGUGUCAAGGAUACGGUGCUUGCUUACAAAGAAUUUUUGGCCAAGAGUGCCGGUGUAACAGAUCCAUUAAGUUUCCCAAGCAAAUUUAUCGACGGUUUGGACCGCUUAUCGGAACUCGUCACGCAAGCGUCGUCAACCGUUUUGACACCAGAAUCCCAGUCGAGUGGCAGUUUUAGUCUUACGUUAAUAAACUUCUUCAGGGAACUGGCAGAAAAAUUUGGCUUCACAACUUCGAGUCUGGCUUCGUUAAGAGGCGAUAUCGCUGCAAGAGAACUGAAAUGCUCCCAACUCAGAAAAGAAUUGAAAACAAAGGAUAUGGCACUGAUGAAAUUAUUACGUCUUCAAACUGAGGAAGGAGAAAGUGCACAAUCCAAGCUUGCCGCUACUGCUCAAGUGGAGGAACUACUCCAGAAACUCGAUCCCAGCUGCGUAGAACAGGUCGUUGGUAAUUAUGUCUAUCAACUUUGUUUGAAUCCAACUGAUGGCGUUAUCACUCAAACCGAUGAUAAGCCUAACGGCAACACUGUCUUCAUAGGCCGCUUCUCACGUUUAUUCUUCGACGAGAAUGCGUCUUCUCAAAACUACAUUGACAGACUCAGGUUACAACACAUGGACACUGAUCUGAUUUCCCACCUGGAGAGCGAUGUCGGAAACUUCCAGCAAGAAAUGCUGAUUGGUAAUUUGCCAAACAUCAACAAUGGUCUUGUCAUUGAGUAUAAGAAUGGUGAUCGCUGUUGGAACGGACCUUUAAGGUCGGCUCAGCUUUUUUUUCGUUGUGCGAAAACAUUCAGUAUCCAAAACGUCGAUGAACCUACAAGAUGCAAUUAUUCCUUUGAAAUCAAUGGUCCAUUAGGAUGCUCUUACAACUUUGUUUACCGCCCACCAGCAUGGUCUCAAUAG
Messenger RNA from Lachancea mirantina, 1998 nucleotides. Lineage: Eukaryota; Fungi; Ascomycota; Saccharomycetes; Saccharomycetales; Saccharomycetaceae. The record is from the annotation of a GenBank genome assembly.